Molecule: messenger RNA, 3366 nt
Organism: Caenorhabditis briggsae
Lineage: Eukaryota; Metazoa; Nematoda; Chromadorea; Rhabditida; Rhabditidae
Exons: 11
Coding region: 1-3366 (1121 amino acids)
Molecular function (GO): protein binding
Source: RefSeq, a predicted model, not a curated record
AUGGAAAAAUUAAGAUUCAGUCUAUUAAGCAUGAAGAAAUUGCUUCUUAUGCAGUUUUUACUAGCAUUGUCGUUUUGUUUAUCAACUGGGAGUGGCCUGAGAUUUUACAGACAAAAUGGACAAGGGUCUUCUGCUUUGCAUCGAAUUGCGAAUGAUUUUUCAAUGCUAGCACGUCUUGUCAAUGGAAUCGCUCUUCGAGAAAGACUUUCCAAUGGCUUCGCCGAUUCUGAAGAAGUUAUCGCUGAACUUCUGAAUAUUGAAUCAGGUGAAACGGUUCAUAGCCUGUUAGAGACAAAACUGGACGGUGAAUUGUCUAAAAAGUUAGAGGAUACAGUAACUGAUGCAGAAAAAAUAGGUGUCAAUCCAAUAAGAAAUACUUUGGAAGUGAAAGACGGUAUCAUGGCUCUCGAGUCCAUGAAAAGUUAUGUGGAUGACCUUAAUAUUGGUGCCACAACUAAAAAUGCAAAUGAUUUUAUUGAGAAAACCAAGAAGAUCAAAACUGGAACCCAAUACAAAUCCCCUUUGCCUUUUAAAGACAUCCAAGACGUUGCGGAACGAAUGAAGAUUCUGAGAGAUCAUCCGUUGGACGAAGACUUUUAUCUAGCUGUUAGAAUCUCUGAGUUGUUCCAGAUGAUUGUGAAAAAUAGACAUAAUAUACAUUCGGUCAUCAGUUAUUCGGUAAACUACCAAACCCACUAUAAAAGUAUUCUUGAAAUACAAGGAAAGUAUAAAGCCUUGAAUCCUAUCUUCAGCAUUUCUACAGCUGGACAGGCUUACCAAAAAAAGAAGAUGAACGCAUUGAAAACUGAUAUGAAUGUUCUCCUACCGUUGUCGGCAGAUCAUGAAACUCAUUCUGAUACAAGCAAAUCAUUGAAGCAAGUCACUGACUUUGUGAAAUCCAUGUCGACACUGAAAAAGUCUCCGAAGUCUUUGACCGAAGGAUUCUCAAACGGACCUUCAGACCUAAUCCGUAUUAAAGAAGACUUGAACGAAAAGUGGUUGAAAGAGAAAAUUGCAGAAGGAAAAGAUAUGAAUAAGCUUCUUCCAUAUCUAUCAUUCUUGGAUUUUGUCGGUGGGAAUUUAUCGAUCGUGUCAAAAGAAUGGAAAGAUUUCAACAAAGAAAAAGAUAUGGUCGGAAUCACAACUUCCCUGCUUUUGUUGUUUGAAACCUUGGCAGAAGAUGGAAAACAUAUCCGAGGCAUUAAAAAUUUGGAGACAACAUUGAAGACAUUGACAAGUGCCACCAGCAGUCUGAAGCCAAUUAAAGGGUCUCCGAAGUUUUCUCAGUUCGACGCUGUUUACAAUUUUUCCAAGACUCUAGACGGAUAUUCGGAUUCAUUCAAAAAGAAGUUCGAGAACAUUUUCAGAAACGGAGAUGAGGGUGUUUUUGCACCGUUUGAAAGCUUAGUAGUCAUCGCGGAAACGGAAGUUCAACGACCUCGGAUCAAUAAUUCUGAAGCGGAUAACACGGCAAAAAAGUGUAGAGCUAUUCAGGGUUUCUCUCAAUUGGUAGAAGUGGUUGUGGCUUCAAACGAAGAGCUAGCGCCGAUUUUCUCAGGAGAAAUCGAUAAAUUUUUGAAGGGAAAACCAGAUUUUUCCGUAGUGGGGGAAGUCCAAAAAGGGUUGGAUGGAACUGGACUAGAAGAUGCAUUGAACAACCUUAGAGGACAAUCUGUAGAUCUCAAUAGUUUUGAGAAAAUACUGAAUUUUGGAAUGAAAGUUCGUGAUAUAAAAAAACAAACUGUGGAGACAGUAAAGCAUGUUCAUGUUCGGAAUGAUGCCAGAAUUGCAGUAAAUCGAAAAAAAUAUGCCCAAGAAAACAAGGACGGCAAAGACCUCAUUCAAGUUGGGUCAGUCUUCAGCAAGGCAAGUGAGAUCAGAGGGGUACCUAUUGAUACAAAAGUUUUCAAUGCAAAUUUUCUUCGAGAACUCAAAAAAUCUCAUAGCUCGAUACUCCAAAAUGCUGGUCAAACGUUUUCUGAGUUGAGCACUGUGGAACUUGACUACUCUACACACAGGACCAGCAUUAAAGCGGCUUCUCUUUCGCUUGUUCCACUUCCCAAAUACUUUGAUGAAGUCUUUGGAAUCUCCCGAUCAUCAAAUGGAGAGAUAAUAGUGAACAAUGAAGGUCAAAAUGGAAUUAGCCAAGAAACAUUGUUAUACAUAUAUGGAGCAAUCGCUUUCGUGGUACUUGUUGUAGGAGGAGCCCUUUAUUUCUUAUACAAGUGUCGCAGAGAUCACAAGUAUUUCAAGCGUCUUCGAGAUCCAGAAACUUGGGUUCUUCUCGCAUUCACGGAAGAAAACGUUCCAGUUGAAUUUGGUAAUGGAUUUGCUAUCAAAGCAUAUCACUACAUCAUCAAAAACAACUAUGGAGCUUUUCGAAAUAGUUUGAAGAAAGGAGCCUAUGUAGAUGCUAAAGUUCAAAGUCACAAGCAAUCGAACACGAUGCUCCAUGAAGCUGUGAUCCAAGGUCGACCUCGAUUCGUGGAAGCCUUGAUCAAGCAUGGAGCAACUCGAGAGAUUCUAAACCAUGAUUACGAGACACCAUAUCAAUUAGCAGUCAGAUUAAAGAAAAAGAGCUGCAUCAAAGUAUUCAAGAAAUACGAGAAGAAGACGUUCAAGGUUGUACUACCGGAGCCAGUGGCCAAGCAUGAUUAUACGAGAACGGAAGGUAUGAAACGGUCAACGCACUAUGUUGCAAAAACUGACAAGAAAGGAGUGCUCCAUGUGGAAGAACAUCAUCUACCACAUAUCUUCAGUGCUUCAAUGAUAAUGGGUCACCGUUGGCUGAAAGCUUGCUUGGAUAAUUCUUCUAUAAUUGCUCAUAACCAGGAAUACCGUGUUACGAAAAUGAAAUUCAGAGGGAAAGAAUACAAGAAUUUGCUUGAAAUUAAGGACUUUAUCAAUCGAAUGAAUGUACCGUACAUGUUUGGAUCUAUUGAAACUUAUGGAAAAAUGUUCAGGGGGAACGUUGCGUGUGGUGACUGGACAAUUAGGAACUUCUUGAUCUAUCGUAAAAGAGAUCGUACUCAAGUGGAGAUGAAUUUCAAGAGCACGUGGAUUGAACAUCCGGAAUUCUGGUUUGCCAAUACUGACGAGUUCAUAGAGUACCUUCUAAGCUUCAAGAUCAUCUCGAAACAGAUUGAAAAGGUAGAAGCCAAGUAUAAACGCAACAAGACGGAGAAGCCAGGAAACAAGAAAAACAAGAAGUCAAUUGAAGAAAGUCAGUGCUCAAAUAGUGGACCUGAAAACAGUGAUAGUGGAACAUCUACAAUGGGAGGGACUCCGACGUCAAGAGUCCCUUUAUCAAGAACCCCCACUUCAAGGACUCCAGGCUCUCGCACCCCUAGAUCAAGAACUCCAUGA